AGAUGUUGUUAUCUAGUCCAGACCCAGAAGCGUCGACGUUCAUCUUACGAGUGUGCUUUAAUAAUCUAGAUCUCGAAUCUCUAUUGUUGUAAAAACAAUUGAAGUUGUCUAGAUAUAGAUCUAGAUAGAUCUAUAUCUUCACUUCUCACAAGUUGCGGUUUAUGACAAAGAUAUAUUAUAUUAAUAUAACAUAAUUGCCAAGAAAUGGCACCUAACAAUGCCCUUACAGCUUGGGGCAAUGACAAGACCAUGAAUCUCAACACCUUAAUUUUAACAAAUAUACAGUCCUCACCUUAUUUUAAAGUUCAACUCUUUGAACUUAAAACUUUCCAUGAAGUUGUUGAUGAAAUCUUCUACAGGGUUGAACAUUUAGAACCUUGGGAAAAGGGCAGCAGAAAAACAGCUGGUCAGACUGGGAUGUGUGGAGGUGUGCGAGGUGUUGGUGCAGGAGGAAUUGUUUCUAGUGCAUAUUGUCUACUAUUCAAGCUGUUUACAUUAAAAUUGACAAAGAAACAGGUCAAUAACCUCAUUACACAUGGAGACUCUCCAUACAUAAGAGGCCUUGGAUUCAUGUACAUCAGAUACACACAACCUCCUCCUGAUCUAUGGGACUGGUAUGAACCUUAUUUGGAUGAUGAAGAGGAGCUGGAUGUUAAAGCAGGUGGUGGACACAUGAUGACUAUUGGAGAGAUGUUGAGGCAAUGGCUAGUAAAGCUUGAAUGGUAUUCUACUCUUUUCCCAAGAAUACCUGUGCCUAUUCAGAAGGACAUUGAUAUCAAGCUUCGGUCGAGACCGGUGACUGCAGGUUACCAUGGAUAUGGAGAACAAACAGAUAAUGAGCCUGAGCACAUUCCUGACGAUCAAGUAUCUUUUGGAGAGGCUGAGAGAGCAGCCAUGUCACAACGAGGACGAGGUGGUGGAUAUACUAGAGACAGCUUUAGAAAUGGUGCUGUAUCAAGAAGAACACCUCCACAACGAUUUUCUCCACCAAGAAGACGCUCACCUAGGAGAUCACCGCCAAGGCGUCCAAUAUCUCCAAGAAGUAGUCCAUACUCUAAACCAUCUGAUGAUUUUACAAAGGAAUUAGAAAAAGAGCGAGAACGACAGCGCAGGGAAAGAGAAAAAGACCAUAAACGUAGUAAGCAUAGUAAACACAGAUCUCGCUCUCGAGAAAGAAAAAGAUCACGUUCACGCUCGCGAGACAGGAAAAGAUCUCGCUCACGUGAGAAGAAAAGAUCCAGGUCUCAUGAGAAAAAAAAGUCUCGUUCUAGAUCUCGUGAAAAGAAAAGGUCAGUGUCAAGAUCUCGUGAACAGAAAAGGUCACGGUCAAGAUCUCGUGAAAAGAAAAGGUCACGGUCAAGAUCUCAGGAAAUGAGGAAUUCACACAGCCAUGAGAGCAAAGAACGUUCAUCUUCGCAUCACCAUGACAGGGAUGGUUUGACUUCACAUCAACGUGACAGGGAUGGCCCAUCUUACAGCCGUGAAAAAGAUUCAUCCCCAUUCAACCAGGAUAAUGCCACACAUCACUACCCAGACAGUCCCUCAUCUCACAGAGAAACAGACGCACACCAUCGCAGCAAAAAAGAGCAUAAAAAAGAAGAAAAGAAGCACAAGCACAAAGAAAAGGACAGGGAAAAGAGACAUUGAAACUUUGUUGUGUCUAAUUCAUAGCAUUUAUAAAGUGAAAAAAUUUGCCUUUUUAGAACAUUACAUUUUUUGUUUUAAAAUAUGUUAUCGUCUGUGUUACAUGGGUUUUUUUUAUUUAGGGGGAAACUUGUUUAAAUAAAUUAACUUGUUAAAAAAUUUCCAUUAAAAAUUACAUUAUGGUUAGAAACAGAUAAUUUUUAUAUAACUCAUGUUGUUUAAUGAUAAUUGUCAGGACUACACUAUAUAUUGUACAGCAAAUCCUCUAGAUUUUGCUAAAUUGUAAUCAUUUACUUUUUGAAAAUUGUGGCUGUUGUAUGAAAAUCAUGCUCUUCUAUAUAAAAAGAUUUGUUUUUGACAUUUGUUUUUAAUAUACUUUUAAGUUAAUGGAUACAACUUACAUUAAGUUGUGAUUGUGUGAUUACCCAAGUUUCUUAACAAUUUAGUUCUUUGUUAGGUAUCAAAACAUAUGGGGUAAGAUUUUGUAAAAAUGCAAAAAAAUUACUGAACAUGAUUUUGGAACAUUUAAGUUUAAUGGAGAGUACUGAAAAAAAAUGUUAAGUUUUACAUUUAAAAUGCAUUUUUUGAAUAUUGAAAUUAAUACUAUUAGUUAAUUGUAGAUCUGUCAUUUAAACAUUUCACCAUUUAUUAUUUUUU
This is a messenger RNA of Physella acuta, 2301 nucleotides long. Its product is annotated as pre-mRNA-splicing factor 38B. The record is from RefSeq and is a predicted model, not a curated record. NCBI's taxonomy places the organism in Eukaryota, Metazoa, Mollusca, Gastropoda, Physidae.